AUGGCAUUCUUUCAGUGGUUUCAGCGGAAGGAGCUGAAAACCAGUCCAUCGGCGUUUGUCCAAGACUUUGAGCAUCCAGAGCUGUGUGUUAUCUUUGGUUUUGGGGUCUAUUGGUCUCUGUGCAGUGGCUUGGUUCGCCCAGCACCAAUGAUGGCAGCACCUGGCACUGCUCUCUACCGCAGCUCCAAGUUUGUGUUUCAACACCUCCACCAGACUCAGGAUAGUACCGUGGCUGAGAACUUGACCAAGAUCAUCCGGUCCUGCGUCCACCAUCUCAUCCAGUCUCACUACACAGUCAAGAGUCUCCGUGCCGGUGCCAUGUCACGUUUGGCAUGGCUGCCCACUGUCACUUAUGAAGAGUGCAUCGCGUUGGGAGGAUGGAGCACCAAAGCCAGCCGAGAUUGGUAUGUCUGGCAGUACUUGGUGGCUGUCAUUCCAGGAGCCCUUGCUUUGGCCGGAUACCCAGAUCCUCGACAAUUGCCCUACGCUCCAACGUGUGAGAUUCUUUUCGCUGACAAUGAUCCAGCCAAGAUUUUUCCAAGGGACAAGUUCGUCAUUUUCCAGCGAGAUCUCUUCCCCAACAGUUUGCCGGAGCUUGCUCCGGGUGGCAGACUGAGGCCUUUCAUGGACAUUGUGACAGCCGUGAUGGUCAAGAACUACCGCUACAUGGAAACGAAAUAUGGAGCUGACCACCGGUAUGUGCAUCGAAUGAGAGUGGUGGUCCAGCGUGCUGGAUUGGCGCAAGAUUUGGUGGACGCAUCAACCAAGCUGCGGUACUGGUCCAAGAAAAUCCACGAUGAUACCACAACAAACAACAACAGCAACAGCGGUGUACUGUUGCGAGCCACCAUAUCCGACAAACUACAGGAAUUAUCUAGCAAUGUGGGAGAUUUACUGCGUACCCGACAACAAGAACAGCUGAACCAUGGGCUUAUUCUUAGCGGCAUAGGCGAUUUGAAGUCCGGCCAGUCAGAUAUUGCACAGGCAGUUCGCGAUCUACAGACACAAGUGGCACAAUUAACAACCAUGGUCCAGAAUGCCAGUCUUCGAACUGCGGUACCAUCGACUCCAUCUCCACGCAGGUCUCCACGCAGACGACAGACUCCGCAGCAACCUUCGCCCAUUCCACCACCACCACCUCCUCCUCCACCACCACCACCUCCUCCUCCACCUCCUCCACCGCCAGAACCAGAACAACGACGUAUGGCGCUGGUCAGAGCAGGAGCGGCUGGGUCAUCAGUUGCUGGCAGGGGAGCUCGAAGCCGGGAACGCAGAAUGAUGAACAUCCUAGUGGGUCUCUACCAACACGAUGACUUUCGAAAUCUACGGACGAAUGUGGCACUACGUUCGCUGGCUAAUGUUGUUAAUCUACGGAUCGGUGGGGAUGGUCGCAACUUGAAGAAAGUGGAAGUUGCACUGGAUCUUGUCGACUGCCUCUGGUCACCAGAUACAAGAACCAAAGCAAUAAACAAGAGCUUCCCCGAUGAAGCUGCUGCUACACAAGCGUUCUCCGAGGUGGACCAACGUGUUAAGAGGGCAUGUCACAUCCAUGACAAUCCAGGAGACAACCCAAAACCCAAUUCGCGUCGAGCUACAGCUGUUAUUGGAGUGGGCAACCUCAUCUUGAAGAGAGGCCGAGAGUCCUUUUUUGAUGCAAUCAACUCGAAAAUGCCAAAGUGGGGCCGGAUUCCACCAAUCGCCGCUGGUCAACAGACUCUAUGGGAUGUGGUCAUGGCCAAAGAAGAUGCCAUAAAAGCAAGAGUACGCACUACUAGCCGCAGAAGAUAA
Messenger RNA from Seminavis robusta, 1788 nucleotides. Lineage: Eukaryota; Bacillariophyta; Bacillariophyceae; Naviculales; Naviculaceae. The record is from the annotation of a GenBank genome assembly.